GAAGAAUCAUCCGACGAAUCGGAGCCGGAAGCACCGGCACCUCGCCGCAGCAGCAGGAACUCCGUGGCGCCGCAACGGUUGAAUCUGUUUACGAAAGAACAGGCGUACGAGAGGACCGAACAUGCUAUGGUGACUGGAAGUGACUUCGGCAACCUCGGGAGAGGCAGUCCCGGGGAGGUGGGCUACAUGCCUGCCGAUCCUGCCACCUACGAUGAAGCGAUGAGUGGACCGGAUGCAGCACGCUGGAGAGCGAGCAUGAACGAUGAAGAGCAGUCGCUCUACGACCACGACGUGUUCGACUGGGUGCUUCCGCCCGAAGACGCCCAACUUCUUCCGACUAGGUUCCACUACAGGUGGAAGUACAACCAAGAACAUGUGCCAGUUCGCCCGAAGAGUCGCGUGGUGGUGCAAGGUUUUCACGAAGCUGACACGGGAGCGGAUAAGGCUGCACCGGUGGCGUCUAUGGAAUCUGUCCAUCUAGUGGUUUCCCACGCUGCUGGUUUUGGCCAAGCUCUCAGGCAGGCCGACAUGAAGACGGCUUUUCUCAACUCCAGGAUGUCCAAGAAAGACAAACCUAUCUACGUAAUACCUCCGAAGGGGUUCACGUGCUCGCAGGAGCAAACAAAGCUGGUCUGGCGACUUAAGGCGUGGCUGUACGGCCUACGCCUCUCUCCGAAAAGCUGGAAUGGGACGUUUCACCUGUUCCUGCUGGAGAUCGGGUUCGUCCCGAGCACCGCCGAUCCGUGUCUGUACACGUUGAACGGGGGAGAGGUCAUCCUGCUCGUCUACGUGGACGACAUCCUACUUACCGGAGCCAAGGAGGAGCUCGUGACGACCAUUAUCGAACAGAUGAAGGAGCGCUUUGAGACGGUGGACCUGGGAGAAGCAAAGUUUAUCCUGGGAAUGGCCAUCCAGCGCAACCUCGAAGCGGGCACCAUCCUACUGACGCAAGAAGCUUACACCAAGGCCGUGCUUGCUAAAUUCGGCAUGGCUGACGUGCGCGCGGCGGCAACGCCGGCCGAGAAGGAGCCGGUUACGACCAAGGAAGAAAAUGCUCUGUCGCCGGAGCAAACUACCAUGUUCCGGUCGGCUACGGGUUCGGUCCUAUACAUCAGCAGGGGAUCGAGGCCAGACAUCUCUCACUCGGUGCUGGUACUCACGAAGAGCAUGGCUAAACUAGGACCGAAGGCGCUUGCCAAACUGAAACGACUCAUGCGCUACCUGAAGGGGACGACCUCUUUGGGCAUCACCUACCGCAAGGACGCGCAAGGCGGAGAUAAACUAACCGCUUACGUCGACUCUGACUUCGCAGGCGAUCUUGACGAUCGAAAAUCGACUACUGGGGUCGUUCUUACCCUCGCAGGUGGCCCGGUGGACACGACAAGUGUAAAGCAGACGGUCACUGCCACGUCGUCGGCUGAGGCAGAAUACGUCGCAAUGUCCAAGGAAUGCAAAAUUAUCCUACACUGGCGUCAUCUUCUCAAGACCAUCAAUUGA
This is a messenger RNA of Ectocarpus sp. CCAP 1310/34, 1497 nucleotides long. The record is from the annotation of a GenBank genome assembly. Lineage: Eukaryota; Phaeophyceae; Ectocarpales; Ectocarpaceae.